AAUACUGUUUUCCUACCCAACGCAACGUCUGCAUAUCGUUAUUAAGGGAGUGAUAGAGCAUAAAUGGGACGUGUACUUCUAAAGGUUAUCAUCUUGGGAGACAGCGGGGUUGGGAAGACUUCACUCAUGAAUCAAUACGUCAACAAACGGUUUAGCACCCAGUAUAAAGCAACUAUUGGUGCUGACUUUUUGACGAAAGAAGUUGUGGUAGAUGAUCGACUUGUUACCAUGCAGCUAUGGGAUACAGCUGGUCAGGAACGUUUCCAAUCUCUUGGUGUGGCGUUCUAUCGUGGAGCAGAUUGCUGUGUUUUAGUGUAUGAUGUUAACAGCGCCAAGUCCUUUGAGACAUUAGACAGUUGGCGUGACGAAUUCCUUAUCCAAGCUAGUCCUCACGACCCGGAAAGUUUUCCUUUUGUGGUCCUUGGAAACAAGAUCGAUGUAGAAGAAAACAAAAGACAGGUCACCCAGAAGCGUGCUAUGACAUGGUGCCAAUCGAAAGGCAAUAUACCUUAUUUUGAAACUUCCGCGAAGGAAGCUAUAAAUGUUGAACAAGCUUUCCAAACUGUAGCGAAAAACGCGCUGCAGCAAGAAACUGAAGAACAAUUGUAUGUGGACUAUCCUGAUCCUAUACAGAUUGACCGGGAGAGCACACAAAGUUAUGGAUGUAACUGUUAAUUCAUGCAUCUUUCUAUUUACCCUGAUACGUUAAACACUUGAUCCAAAACCUGCUGAGAAGUCAUUGAAUCCAAGUUUCAGCUGUGUUUACAGUACUGAGGGAAUUUGCAAUCGAGACGUUAGGCCUUAUCAUGGAACCCUCGAGUAUUGCCAGCCUUUCUCUCGCCUGGUAAAAGAGCACAUUGAGGAAAUUAAUCUCGUCCAUGACCAUCUAUGGUGCGGUUCACUUAGAGGCCGCUACAUUUGUCCAGGCGCUAAAUCGACGAAGUUGGAUGUAACCCUAACCCUAUAUUGAGGCACUAACCGUAG
Molecule: messenger RNA, 984 nt
Organism: Serpula lacrymans var. lacrymans S7.9
Lineage: Eukaryota; Fungi; Basidiomycota; Agaricomycetes; Boletales; Serpulaceae
Exons: 7
Coding region: 64-675 (203 amino acids)
Biological process (GO): regulation of vacuole fusion, non-autophagic
Cellular component (GO): vacuole; late endosome; phagocytic vesicle
Molecular function (GO): GTPase activity; GTP binding
Source: RefSeq, a predicted model, not a curated record